CUUUUUGUUUUUUCUUUUUGAGUUUUUCCUGUUGGUUUUUUUGGGUGAUUUUGUAUUUUUAGUUUUUUUACUGAGUUUUUGGCUUGAUCUUUAUGGUAGAACGAUAUUCAAGUUUCAAACGCUUGAGUUUCUUUUGGUUGUUUUGGAAUUGUUCUUUAAUUCUAGCAUAAACCCCUAGCUAGAGAGGUGUUCAAAACCAAAACCCUGAAACCUCACUCUCCAAAUCCCUCUGCUCAAUCGACAACACCGAUCAUGUUUGGAUAAAACUCAUACCAACUACCUCAAAAUUGAAAAAGCUCAGCCCAAUGAGACCUCUUUUCAAUUCCUUUCCCCAGCAACCCAAGCAGCAGUUCCAAUCAAGCUCUGGAGUGGAAAACCAAUGCAGUAAUAACAUUAACAUGUUAAUGACGCAACCGCAGAUGGGUAUUUUAAAUCCUCAACUGCCAUUGCUAAAUAAUGUUGGUUUCAUGAAUGGAACUAACCCACUUCUUCCCACACAAAAUAACCAUCUGGGUUUUCCUCAAUUUGGCCCCAUUUUCCCAAACUUGAACAAUGUUUCAAUGUUCCAACAACUUCCUGGCCAAUUCAAUAACCCUUUGCAGAACCCAAAUCAGCCCAAUUGGUUGAAUUUACCUCAACAAAGCAACAUGGGUCUGACAAAUGGGCAGCAGCGGCCACAACAGCAACUUUUUUUGCAGAAUCAAUUGCAGAAUAUGGGCCAACUUUUGAAUGUCCAAAUCCCAAACCUCUCUCAGUUUGUUUCUGGUGGUCAAACAAUGGGAUUCCUCAAUCACACCGUCUUUCCCAAUAUGCAGUUUGGUUUUAUGCAGCCUAACCAGAUGCAGCUGCAAGCCGACCAGAGUCAGCAAAAUUUAGCAGAUGUUAAUGCAUCCACUCCGUUGUCUGCUGUGGCAGCUCCACAAGGACUAGGAAACCCAUCUUUCAGAAGGCCAAUGGGCGGUCCUGGUAAAAAUAGUCAGAAUUUGAACAAUUUUCCAGGCAGAAAUGUUAAAAGGGAUUCAAAAUGGGGAUUUCAGAAGUCUAAGUUUCAGCAGUCUCGAUUUCAUCAAGCAGAUAAUGAAAAGAGAAAGUUUGCGUCUUCUAAUGGACAUAAGAAAAAAGGGCAGAAUAAUGAGAGGGCAUCUAAAUUUCCACCUUCUAUUUCUGCAAACUCAGAAAAGGAAAAGAGAAGAAGAUCUUUUGCUUUGACCUACACGGAGCAAGAAAUACAACAGUGGCGUGAACAACGUAAGAAGUACUAUCCAACAAAAGACAACAUAAAGAAGAAACUGAGUGGAAAAGUAGCAGACUCUGAGGUUACUGAAUUGCGUAGUGAGCAACUCAAGGAGAUUUUGGCAAAGCAAGCUGAAUUAGGAGUUGAAGUUGCAGAAAUUCCAUCACACUAUCUGUUAGGUUCAGAGAAAAAGGUGAAUAGAAGGGAAGAGAACAGUAGGCCAGCAACCAAGAGGGGGAGAUUUGAAAUGAGACAUGAUAAAAGAGGCCGAUUUGAUAAGAGAGACCGUUUUUCCAAGAAACAAAGAUCAAUUAACGAGGAAUCAUUUGGUGGCACUUCUUUCAACAAGAGGAGCCCAACCCUUUUGCAGAAACUUCUUAGUGCUGAUAUAAGGAAAGAUAAAAGCCGUUUGUUGCAAGUUUUUAGAUUCAUGGUUAUAAAUUCUUUCUUUAAGGAUUGGCCUGAGAAGCCCUUGAAAUUUCCUUUGGUAGUUGUUAAAGAUGGUUUGUCUGAGGGUGAGAUAGUUCAAGAGAAACCCCUGCCUGUUGGGAAAGAUAAUAUUGAAGUCUGCAACAAGACAAUGAUCCAAAGUAUUGUUGAUGGUGAUAGUGAUCAUAAGACUAAAGAUGGUAAUGCUGGUCAUGAUCAUGGCAAUCACUAUGAGAAUGAUGAUGAUAUUCAAAACAACAACAAUAACAGUGUUGGUGGUGAUGGUGACAAAAACGACGAGGCUAAAUUUGUUGGGGAGAGAGCUGAUAUUGGAGAAGAAAUUGUGAAGAAUGAUGAAGAAGAGGGAGAAAUCAUUGACUAGUGCCUGAUUUGGAUGUAUGGUGGGAGCCCUCUCACCAUGCCGAGUCUACAUUUUAUGAUUGAACCCUUUCUUCCCUCCAGAAGAGGCCCAUGAAUCCUGUUUGUGCAUAUGCAUACCAUAUUUGGUUAGGGGUUUCUUGUAAUUUAGUCUGUGCUUUAGUUUGAAUUUGGUUUUCUUUUUCUUUUGUUUGAAAUAUAUGGCUUUAAGGUCUCACUAGUCUUUUAAAUUUAUAUGGAAACAUAUCUAUUUUUCACUGAAACUUUGGGGCAUUAUGCAAUUUUUCGAAAGUUGAAAAUGAAUGAUAAUUGAAAGUCCAUAGAA
Molecule: messenger RNA, 2366 nt
Organism: Durio zibethinus
Lineage: Eukaryota; Viridiplantae; Streptophyta; Magnoliopsida; Malvales; Malvaceae
Gene: NUFIP
Product: GATA zinc finger protein
Biological process (GO): box C/D snoRNP assembly
Cellular component (GO): nucleus
Molecular function (GO): RNA binding
Source: RefSeq, a predicted model, not a curated record